GUCAAUGAAGCGCAGCCUGAGGAAGAUCCUGCGCCCGGGGGAGAAGAAGGAACCCCAGGGCGUCGUCUACCAGGGAGUGGAGGACGACAUGGACGACUCCAAGGACUCUUUUAAGGUGGUUUUUGAGGAAAAUGCAUGUGGUUUACAAAACUUCGUGAAGAAGCAAAACAGAUUGAAAAAAUACAAUGAUACGAAUGCCUCCCAUUUGCAUCACGCUGCGGAGGAAGGUCAAGUGGAGCUGAUGGAGAUGAUCGUCAGUGACUCCUCUUGUGAAGAACUGAAUGUGACAGAUGAUUAUGGAAAUACCCCUCUGCACUGGGCUGCAGAAAAGAACCAGGCUGAAAGUGUUAAGUUUCUCCUUCUCCAAGGAGCCAACCCAAACCUCCGGAACUACAACCUGAUGGCUCCACUGCACGUGGCUGCACAGGGCUUGCACAAUGAGGUGCUGAAGCUCUUGGUUGAACACAGCAGUACUGACAUUAAUUUGGAAGGAGAAAAUGGAAACACAGCUUUGAUAAUCACAUGCUUCAAAGAUAACAGUGAAGCACUGCAGAUUUUGUUAAAUAAAGGAGCUAAUCUCUGUAAAUCAAAUAAAUGGGGAUGCUUCCCUAUUCACCAGGCUGCAUUUUCUGGUGCCAAAAAAUGCAUGGAAAUAAUACUAAAGUUUGGUGAAGAACAUGGGUAUAGCAGACUGUCUCACAUUAACUUUGUGAACAACGGGAAAGCUAGCCCCCUCCACAUGGCGGUCCAAAGUGGUGACCUAGAAAUGAUUAAAAUGUGCCUGGACAACGGUGCACAAUUGGACCUGGUGGAGAAGGGCAAAUGCACAGCCCUCCAUUUUGCUGCCACCCAGGGGGCCACUGAGAUUGUUAAACUGAUGAUAUCUUCAUAUUCUGGGAGCAGCGAUAUUGUCAAUGCAGUGGAUGGAAAUCAGGAGUCGCUGCUUCACAAAGCCUCAUUAUUUGAUCACCAUGAACUAGCAGACUACUUAAUUUCAGUGGGAGCAGAUAUUGAUAGCACCGAUUCCGAAGGACGUUCUCCACUUAUAUUAGCAACUGCUUCCGCAUCCUGGAAUACUGUAAAUUUGCUCCUCUCUGAAGGUGCCCGGGUAGACAUAAAAGAUCAUCUUGGACGUAAUUUUUUGCAUUUGACUGUACAACAACCUUAUGGAUUAAAGAAUUUGCGACCUGAGUUUAUGCAGAUGCAACAUAUUAAACAGCUGGUAAUGGAUGAAGACAAUGAUGGGUGUACUCCCCUACAUUAUGCGUGUAGACAGGGGGUCCCUGUCUCUGUAAAUAACCUGCUUGACUUCAAUGUGUCCAUUCACUCCAAAAGCAAAGAUAAGAAAUCACCCCUGCAUUUUGCAGCCAGUUAUGGGCGCAUUAACACCUGUCAGAGGCUCCUGCAAGACAUGAGCGACAGGAGGCUUUUGAAUGAAGGUGACCUUCAUGGGAUGACUCCUCUCCACCUGGCUGCAAAAAAUGGGCAUGACAAAGUAGUUCAACUUCUUCUGAAAAAAGGUGCAUUAUUUCUCAGUGACCACAAUGGCUGGACUGCUUUGCAUCAUGCUUCCUUGGGCGGGUACACUCAGACCAUGAAGGUCAUUCUUGACACUAACAUGAAGUGUGCUGAUCGGCCAGAUGAAGAAGGGAACACUGCGCUCCACUUUGCCGCAAGAGAGGGCCAUGCCAAGGCCGUCGCACUGCUCCUGAGCUACGAUGCCGACGUCGUCCUCAACAAGCAGCUGGCCUCCUUUCUGCACGUUGCAAUUCACAACAAGAGAAAGGAGGUGGUUCUCACGACCAUCAAGAACAAACGAUGGGAAGAAUGUUUUAUGGUUUUUAGUCAUUAUUCUCCAAGCAAUAAAUGUCCAGUCUUGGAAAUGGUAGAAUACCUCCCUGAAUGCAUGAAGGUACUUUUAGAUUUCUGCAUGAUACCCUCCACAGAAGACAAGUCCUCCCACGACUACCACAUUGAGUAUAAUUUCAGGUAUCUUCAAUGUCCAUUAGAAUUCACCAAAAAAGUAACACCUAUACAGGACAUUACAUACGAGCCUCUGAAAACCCUCAAUGUAAUGGUUCAACAUAACCGCACAGAGCUGCUCAACCAUCCUGUGUGUAAAGAAUAUUUACUUAUGAAAUGGUUGGCUUACGGAUUUAGAGCCCAUGUUAUGAACCUAGGAUCUUACUGCCUUGGGCUCUUGCCUAUGACCUUUCUAGUUGUCAAUAUAAGACCAGGUAUGGCUUUCAACUCAACUGGCAUCAUCAAUGAAACUAGCGAUCAUUCAGAAAUAUUAGACACCAAGAAUUCAUAUACUAUAAAAGUUUGCAUGAUUUUGGUUUUACUAUCAAGUAUAUUUGGAUAUUGCAAAGAAGUGGCUCAAAUUUUUCAGCAGAAAAUGAAUUACUUCUUGGAUAAUAAGAAUGCACUUGAAUGGGUUAUCUACACAACAAGCAUCAUUUUUGUGUCACCCCUGUUCAUUGAUAUACCAGCCUAUGUGCAGUGGCAAUGUGGAGCCAUCGCUGUACACUUCUACUGGAUCAACUUCUUAUUCUAUCUUCAGAGAUUUGAAAAAUGUGGCAUUUUUAUUGUGAUGUUGGAGGUAAUCAUGAAAACUCUGUUGAAAUCUACAGUCGUGUUUGCCUUCCUUUUUGUGGCUUUUGGACUCAGCUUUUAUGUCCUCCUGAGUGUACAGGAUGCUUUCAGCUCUCCGCUGCUUUCUGUAAUGCAGACCUUCAGCAUGAUGCUAGGAGAUAUCAGCUAUCGCGAUGCCUUCCUAGAACCGUUUUUGAGAAAUAAACUGGCAUAUCCAAUUCUAUCCUUUGUGCAACUUAUUUUUUUCACCAUUUUCGUCCCAAUUGUCCUCAUGAAUUUACUUAUUGGUUUGGCAGUUGGUGACAUUGCUGAGGUCCAGAAGCACGCACUGUUGAAGAGGACUGCUAUGCAGGUGGAACUUCAUACCAGCUUAGAGAAGAAGCUGCCACUCUGGUUCCUACACAAAGUCGAUCAGAAAUCUAUUGUCGUGUACCCCAACAGACCCAGAUAUGGUGGAGGACUCUUACGUGGUGUAUUUCAUUAUAUCUUCUGCACCCAAGAAGCAAGACAAGAAAUACCAAAUGUUGAUACAUCUUUGGAAACCGAAAUAAUAAAGCAAAAAUACCGGCUGAAGGAUCUCAGUUCUCUUCUGGAAAAACAGCAUGAACUUAUUAAACUCAUCAUUCAGAAGAUGGAGAUCAUCUCUGAGACAGAAGAUGAAGAUUACCAUAGUUCUUUUCAAGACAGGUUUAAGAAACAGCAGUUAGAACAGAGGAAUAGCAAGUGGAAUUCUGUACUGAGAGCAGUAAAGGUGAAAACACAGUGCCCUUAGCAUGGGUUGUCCACGCCUGCAGUGGGGCACCCACUGGGGGUGUGUGGCCUGACUUACUGCGUCUAAGUUUCAAUUUGGAAAGAGGGAGGAAAAAGCAGACAUACAAUUCUGAUUUCACUACAUGUAAAAUCAUGGUCCCUGCAUUCUGUAUAAAACAUAGACUCUCUCUCU
Messenger RNA from Camelus dromedarius (Arabian camel), 3538 nucleotides. It is a transcript of the gene TRPA1, whose product is annotated as transient receptor potential cation channel subfamily A member 1. The transcript is spliced from 27 exons. Gene Ontology annotation, cellular component: membrane. NCBI's taxonomy places the organism in Eukaryota, Metazoa, Chordata, Mammalia, Artiodactyla, Camelidae. Gene Ontology annotation, molecular function: monoatomic ion channel activity; protein binding. The record is from RefSeq and is a predicted model, not a curated record. Gene Ontology annotation, biological process: monoatomic ion transport; transmembrane transport. The coding region runs from base 5 to 3367 and encodes 1120 amino acids.